Messenger RNA from Cervus elaphus (red deer), 1011 nucleotides. RefSeq names its product cytokine like 1 (gene CYTL1). The record is from RefSeq and is a predicted model, not a curated record. Lineage: Eukaryota; Metazoa; Chordata; Mammalia; Artiodactyla; Cervidae. The coding region runs from base 30 to 437 and encodes 135 amino acids. The transcript has 4 exons. Gene Ontology annotation, biological process: positive regulation of transcription by RNA polymerase II.
CUGGGCUGCAGUCAGGCCGCCUUUGCACCAUGACACCCCAGCUGCUCCCCCUGCUGCUGCUGCUCCUGGCCGGGCUCCCCGCCGCACGGCCGGCUCCUCCGACCUGCUACUCUCGGAUGCUGGCCCUCAGCCGGGAGAUCACCUCUGACUUCCAGAGCCUGCAGGCCACGGAGCCCUUGGAGGCAUGUGUGAGAUACCUGCCCAGGCUGUAUCUGGAUAUACACAAUUACUGCGUGUUGGCCAAGCUGCGGGACUUUGUGGCAUCAUCCCAGUGCUGGAAGGUGGCCCAGGUGGACGCCUUGAAGGACAAAGCGCGGAAACUGUACACCAUCAUGAACUCGUUCUGCAGGAGAGAUUUGGUGUUCCUGUCGGAUGACUGCAAUGCGUUAGAAUACCCAAUCGUAGUGACCACGGUCCUCCCGGAUCAUCAGAGCUAAGGCAGCUCAGACCAGAGACAGAACCUGGGGGAAUGAAGUUAUGUCAGCUGCCCAGACACAACAGGCUAAAGCCGUGGCCCCCACAGCUCUGCUUGAAACUGUCACGAGUUUCUCUCCGCCUUCUGGAAACCACAGCUUGUGCUCCUACCUUGGAAUCAAUUCUGAACAUAAUUAGAAGCUUUGCUUCUCAUCCCCCCCUUGUUCCUUUCUUGCCAGGAUGGUUAGAUACACAAGCAUGUUGAUUUGAUCACUGAGAAGAAAAGGGCAAACCAGCUUCUCUCGUUUGAACAGUCAGCUUGAGACCAAGCAAAACAGUAUGCUUGUAGCACUACUUUAACGGCGUGGUGGUGCCAUUUUUCUCUCUUGAUAGAAACCUGCUUACAUUUAACCAUGCUUCUAUUUUAUACCUUCUUCAACUACAAAUGUUCCUUACAGUUAGCUUUCAUUUUUAAAAAGAAAUUUCACUGCCUGUAAGAUGUAUUUGUAAGGUUUGUAAUGACAUAGUGCUGACGGGAACCACUCUAUCAUUGAAAGGUGAUGAAAAUCAAAUAAAGACUAUCACGACGGUGAGAAA